This is a messenger RNA of Adineta ricciae, 1584 nucleotides long. Lineage: Eukaryota; Metazoa; Rotifera; Eurotatoria; Adinetida; Adinetidae. The record is from the annotation of a GenBank genome assembly.
AUGUCAUUUGAUGGUGGCAGAAUUCUUGAAGAAGCUGGUGCUAGUACGUUCGGUCAAGAUGCAAUAAGCUCUAUAACAGACCAAAUAUUAAUUCCACUCAAACUAAACAAUACCGAUGUUCAAGCUAGCGAAGGGAAUCAAGAAUCGAUUAAGAUCAAUCCAACAAUUGCUGAACAAGACAGACGGCCUGAUCGAGGAACAGACCCUUUCAUGCCUCAUAGCUUAUAUACCUCGAGUCAAUUCUCAGGCACACGCCCACAUAUGGCUUCUAUCCAGCAGUUUAUUCCAUCCAGUGUCCCUAGCCGAAUUAAUGAAGGAGCAACACCAAAAACAGGCUUAAUAAAACGGUAUACCGAUGAACACACACCCAUUCCAUCGCCUGGAAAUGAUAACUUUGAUCAUAAACGAAAAAAUUUAACAAAACCCAUUAUAGAAUGCAAUAAAUGGUUCGAUGCUACAAUCACUGCAGAUGUACCGUUGAAAGUCUUAUCUGUAUGCAGCGAUAGUAAAAUGAUACCAUUAAACUCUCCUGACAUUCGAAUUAUCCCUUGUUCAGUUAAUGCAAAGUUUGAAUUAUUUAUUUCUAUUCAGUUAAAAAAAAAAACAACAGUAUGUAUUCUACGAAUCCAAGCUGAAGAGGAAUCGUCUCUGAUAUGGAUAUGCACAUUUCAAAAAGAUACAAGCGGAAAAAUAUAUCAUGCAAUAGGACCAGAAGAAGUAACUACUUCACAAAUGAACACCACGCCAAGCGCAAACUCGUAUGUCCAUGAUCCUUCGGUGAUUAAUAUUCUUUUGAUCGGACGCUCGCAAGUCGGUAAAUCAACACUGAUCGAGGCCUUGCGUGAUCCUAAUUUUAGUGCAAUGCGGACUGGGAUUUCUCAGACACGCGAACCAUCCUAUAAACAAUUGACAAUAACUUCUGAAGACGGAAAAGACUAUACAUUGAAUAUUAUUGAUACCCCAGGUCUCCAAGAGGUUCGACAGGAUCCAGAUGAGACACGAACCGAUGAACAACUUCUUACACUUUUCCGAAAUGUUUUCUCAAGCGGUAAAAUUCGGGGUCUGAAUGUUAUCGCUUUUGUUAGUGUUAUUGGCAGAACGCAUCAAAAUGAUAUAGAAACGUUCAAAUCAUUGAUUGAUUUCUUUGGUGAACGUUUCAAAGCGAUUUCAACUCUUAUUCUUACCCAUUGUGAUAAAGUAUCGCUCGAUAGACUUCAAAUUUUGAUUAAAGAUAUUGAAGCUCAUCCUAAAUGCUCUGAUAUCGUAAACUAUUGUACUUUGGGAAUCUAUCGUCAUGGCACGCUUGAUAUUGAUGACUUGGAAACAUAUGACGAAGAAAUGCAAGAGCGCAUUAGGAAGUCAACACUAGAACGUCUGGAACCAAUGCGUACCGAACUGACAAAAUUCUUUUUGUCACGAUCGAAUAACUAUGUAAAAAUCACAGAAAGUGACUUUGAGCGAUUCAAAAAGCUGACAAAGCAUAAAAAAGUAUCAAAUGAAAUGAACGUUCAUGGAAGUUCAAGUAACCAACAAUUUGUGAUGAAAGGUAAAUUUCCUUUUGAAAUGAACUGUGUAUUACUUUGA